This is a messenger RNA of Microplitis mediator, 3265 nucleotides long. RefSeq names its product cilia- and flagella-associated protein 298. NCBI's taxonomy places the organism in Eukaryota, Metazoa, Arthropoda, Insecta, Hymenoptera, Braconidae. Gene Ontology annotation, biological process: regulation of sodium ion transport; regulation of cilium movement. The record is from RefSeq and is a predicted model, not a curated record. Gene Ontology annotation, molecular function: sodium channel regulator activity. Bases 904 to 1938 code for a protein of 344 amino acids. The transcript is spliced from 4 exons.
UCUUCAUCCUCCUUGGCACCUUCAGCCUCUUCGCCUUCCUCUUCUUGGUCCCCUUCGUCAUCGACCCCGCCUUCACCACAAUAUUUAUGGAUUUUGACACACGACCCGCUGAGUGUGUCACCAUAGACGUUGAGUCACGUAGAGGUGAACAAUCUCACUCAAUCACAACAAAAUAUAUUUAUUUUUAAUUGUUUUACAACCACUGCCCACUUAUUGUUGCCACUGUUUCGUCUGCCCCCUGUAAAAGCUUGCCCUCUGCAUGUCUGCUUUGUCGAAAAAAAUAUUUAAAAAAUCCUCUGUGUUUGCUUGAUACCGCCGAUCUUUCUUCCGAUCGACUGCCCAUUAAUGUUUUGUUUGACGUAAAAUAUUUGCCCCGCGUCGUUGUCUCAGACUUAAAAGUUUCCUGUGCUAAUGGCGCCCGACAAUUCCGAGCCGAGCAGAACCUGAGUAGCUUUGUAUGCUCGAUAAUUAAUGGUAUCACGAGUAAACUAUCUGAUCUAACUGAUCAUUUUUACAAGUAAACAAAUAGUUUCGAUUGUCGUUACAUUAGAGACAUUGAAAAAGACAAAUAGAUACUUUAGUAGACGAUGCUCAUUGAUUUUCGAUAAUAAUUCAAUAUCACUCUUGACAAAUGGAUCUCUGGACAUUUUCGCUCCCGACUUUUGGCAUCCAAACGCUAUUUGUAUUGACAAGUGGGAGCUCUUGAACAAAUAAAAUAUCAUUUUUAACCCACUCACUUGAAGUCAAAAUGCUAGGAAAUUUAUAUGACGAAAUAAUAAUCUAGAGUAAACACAAAAAAAAAGUAUACGGAGUAGAGUCUUGGUAAUUUUUGAAUAAUUCAAUAUCUCGUGAUAUCGUCCACGUGGUCAAUGUCUACGCCUGCGUAAAUAUUUCCAAGCAUGUAUGUGUAUAUAUGUGUAUAUAUAUGAGUAUUUGUGUGUGCGAGGGUGUUUGUGUUUGUGGUGGGCGAUUUUGGUGGCGAUGAUGUUGAUGUUGAUGUUGAUGGAAGCAGAUUGUUUAACUGAAACUGAGCGUUGUCUUGUGUGUUAUAUAACAAUGAGUCUAGGUGCUAGCAACUGUUCGUGGACCUCGUGUAGAGAAGGUUGUACCAAGGAACUUUAUGAUUGUACGCAAAUACGCGUUAAUUACAAACUACCAGUUAAUGAAACUCAGUUAGAUGGGACUGACAGGGAGGGCAGGGCGGGAGGAGGUGUCGAGGGUGACGAGGCCGGGUCCAAGUUGAGAUAUGAACGUUCGCCGAGGGAUUACAAUAAUUACAUCGAGGAUUUCGACGACGAGUUUGAUGAAGAUGACAAUGAUAAUAAUGAUGGACUGCCAAAACCUUUUCCUACAGGUCUUAUGGGCAACGAUUCCGAGUGGUAUUUCACUGGUGCUAAAUUAUUUCCCAAUGUAAAAGGCUGUGGAUACCCUCCAAUACUCAAUUGCAGUAUUUUUUACCGACAGUACACUAAAAUAGGACAUAAUUUUAGUUGUUACUAUUCUAAAAUUGAUCCUGGGAUUGUGUUGAGUGAGCUCGAUAUGUGGCAGGUUUAUAUGAACCUAGUGUUUGCGAUGGCAAUACCAAUACCGUCUUUCAUUAUUUCGGUGAUAUAUCUCACCUUCGCCUACUUCAAAAUUUACAACGAAGACGAACAGAUUCUGGUGGACAAGAACAGCGAGGCGGGAGACAGCGGCAUGGUGGGUGACAAUGGCAACGGCACGCCGUUCCCGCCCACGAGCGGUGCCGUGACCCCCGGAAGCGAGGCCUUCAGAGAGGAUCUCGCGAGUUUCGGGCACCAGCUAAAGGUCGCGAUGGCCGAUGAGGUCAGUAGGGAGAGCCUCGAUGGGAUACCCAACUCAAUAUCUGCUCAAGGAAACUUGAGCAAGAUGAUGACGACGAGUAUCUUAACUCCAGCUGGGCCGACAGCGGCAGUCUGAAGCGUCAUUUCCAAGGUUUGAACAACAUCUCAUGGAAGCCCAAAUAGAUAAAGAAAAACUAUAAAAUAUAUAUAAAUAAUAUAAUAAAAUACAAUAAAAAGUUAUCGAUUUGAUUCCGCGGUCAAGAGGAACCAACUUGGCACCGGCACAAUCGUUUCUCCAGAUAGUUAUCGCGAUAAAAUCGAGAGCACUUGAUUGUACUCCCAAACAUUACGGAGUGAACCAGAAGAUAUAUAAAACUACCGAAUAAAUAUCAGAGUCAAGACUCUUACCCCUAUUGUACUCGAGAUUCCUCCGUUAUCUGAUAACCAUACGGGUAAAUAUGAGAAACAUAUUGGACAUUCAACGAAUUUUUCGAGUUUAAAUACCAAAUAAAAAUACAAAUCAAGUGAUAUUCGUUGAUAACGUGAGUAACGAUAAAAUAGGAUUUGACGUAUUGUUUUAAAUAAAUAUAUAUAUAUAAAUAAAUAAAUAAAAGGUCUGGUUCGCUCUGAUAUUAAAUUUUAUAAGAGAGUAUGAUUUGCAAUAUUCAUAUUUAAUAAAUGCUAUAAAUAAAUAAAUAAAUUAACGCAUAAGAGAAUAAAAAAAAAGAAUAAAUGAUUACUCAUGUUAAAAUUAUUAAAUAAAAAUUUAAUAAUUCGCUUGUUGUGGGAUCAUACGCGUUCAUUCACCGGCAUCUUAGUAUCGAUAGUUAAUUUAUAAAAAUUCGCUCCACGCCACGAUUUAUAAAUACAAAUAUAAAUAUAUAAGACUUAAGUAUCUUAAAAAUUGUAAUGCUCAUUACAAUUAACGCCACCAACAGUCCAUUUAAAUUUAUUAUUUUACUAAAAAAAUAUACUAAUUAAUUAAUUAAUCGGACAAAAAUUACCUUGACUUUUCCCGGCCGUCCAAUAAAACCAGGCGUCAUUUUUUAAAAAAUAAUAAUUACUGUGCAUUUGUGUGAUUUUUUAAAAUAAAAUGCGUAAGUGUCGAUGCGUAAUUUAUUUUUAAAAUAAAUAAUUCCGACGCCCGUUCAUUUAUCAGAGCAUUGGUUUUUUAUUCAGUCAUUUUUUUUAUCUAAUCGAUCUAGAUUUUUUAAUUACUUAACAAUGCUCAAUGACGUCAGUAUUGUUAUUGUUUUAUGUACACAAUGGUAUUGAGUGCUUGUGAAUUUGAAAAAAAAAUUUGCCUGGACACGCACACUACAAUUACACGUCAUAUGUACACACACGCUAUCAUUAAUUACAAAAUAAAACAAAAAAUUAAAAUAAAAAAAGUAAAUUGUUUUUAUGAAUUAAGAACAAGUUGUCUGUGAUCUACAAUAAUUGAAAUAAAAUAAAAUAAAAUA